Caenorhabditis bovis is the source of this 1224-nucleotide messenger RNA. Lineage: Eukaryota; Metazoa; Nematoda; Chromadorea; Rhabditida; Rhabditidae. The record is from the annotation of a GenBank genome assembly.
AUGACUAUUUCCUAUUCGGACACAUUCAUUCGGUUAUUAUUCCGUUGGAAAGGAUCAUUAUGGAAAGCUAUUUGGAAACAUUUAGUUGUAUUUCUAGUAUUAUAUUAUUUAAUUAAUGUUUACUAUAGGUUUUGGAUGACGGAAGAACAGCAAAAAUCAUUUAUCAAAUAUGUGCUAUUAGUCGACGGAUGGACAAAACAAAUACCGUUGACAUUUCUGCUUGGUUUCUAUGUUGCAAUGAUUGUCCGAAGAUGGUGGGAUUGUUGCCAAUUGAUUAGCUGGCCCGACCAUUUGUUGUACAAUGUUUCGGCAUUAAUUCGUGGCCAAGACGCAGAAACUCGGGUUAUUCGAAAGACAAUUGCUCGAUAUGCAAUUUUAACAUCAGUUUUGGCAUGGAGAAGUAUUUCAUUAAGAGUUUUAGCUAGAUAUCCAACUGAUGAGCAUCUUGUUGAUUCUGGAUUGAUGACACGAAAAGAAUUAGUAGUAUUCAAAUCGAUAGUUGUAUCUGUAGAUCCGCAUCAGAAAUGGUGGGUUCCUUUGAAUUGGAUACAAACAAUGAUGGUCCGUUGUUUCGAAAAGGGGACAUUGACGCAUACAAAUGAGCUGCGCGUUCUUCUCGACGCCCUUGAAAAGUAUCGACACGGCUUUUUUCAAUUGUUCAUUUACGACUGGAUAGCUAUUCCACUAGUUUAUACUCAGGUGUCAACCAUCUCCGUAUAUGGCUAUUUUCUUUUCGCGUUGAUUGGGCGUCAAUAUCCAAGUCAGACAGAUAAUGGCGACAUUGUCGACGUCUAUUUCCCGGUGUUCACUGUUCUUCAAUUUUUGUUUUACGUGGGCUGGUUGAAAGUCGGAGAAGACUUAAUGUUUCCAUUCGGAGCCGAUGAUGAAGAUUUCGAGUUUAAUUAUAUCUUGGAGCGAAAUUUGGAGAUUGCAAUGUUGAUUGUUGAUGGAUUACACAAUCAAGUACCGCCCGUAUACGUUGAGUCAUUAGACGACGAUGUUCAGCUUCUUCAUACACAUGCGUCGGCAAAGUUAUCAAGUCACCCUCAAAGACAACAUUUACGAAAACUGAAAUUCAAUGUGAACGCGAUGCAAGUGUUGCCAGAACUUCAACAUGAAAAACGUCAAUCCGAAAGAGACAUGUCCCUUUCUUCUAAUUCAAAACUUUCGCUGACCGAUUUGGAAGGCCUAGGAAACGGUCCAACGAAGCGAAAUUUUCCAUGA